AUGCCAGAGGGGGCCCCAGGUGUGCCUGAGGAAGCCCUGGGCAUGACAGAGGGAAACACAGGUAUGACUGAGGGAGCUCCAGAUAUGUCAGAGGGAGCCCCGGGUGUACUAGAGAGAGUUCCGGAUGAGAUGACUGCCGUGCCACCACCAGCAUCUAGUGGUAUGGAGAUCUUGGAACUCGCUCAGAAGCUCUCGGAGUGUACCACGAAGAUCGGCAAAGUGAUUGAGGAUCUGGGUCUUACCUUUGAUGAAUUCAACAAUGGAAGAUUGGAGUUGCAAAAGGGAUUUCAAGAGCUCAGUACACAGAUCAAAGGUACCAACCAUUGUAUCACCACGAUGACAGCAGGAGUGGCAUUUCAAGCUGGAGAAGUCACCAAGCUUCUCAAAGCCUUUGAUCGGUGGGCUAACACGAGUCGUUGGGCUCUGGCUGGAAGCCAGACGGUGGAGACCAACAUCCAAGGAGUCCAAGGAGAGGUUGAAAAGCAAGCAAAGAAGCUGGAAGCCAGUAUGAAUAGUGGCUUCGAAAGCCUUAGUGGACAUAUCCAGGAAUUGGUGAAGCUGUUGAGGGAGCAACCUCAGGGUAUGGCAAUCCCAGGUGCAAUUCCAGUGUCAGAGGGUGCGACAGAAACUGAGACGCCCCUUACGCCGGGAGCAAUUGGUGCACCAGCAGUUGGCGCUCCAGUGAUGGGGACUCCUGGAAGCACUGGACGUGCUGGAUCUACCAGUUCAGGAGGAGUGCCAUUGCCAGGUACGGGAUCCAUCAGUUCCGGGGGGUUGCCAUUGCCUGGAUCGGAGUUUCAAUACAAGAAGGCUACAAAGUUGGAUCGCCCAAAGAGUAAGAUGGCUGCUGCAAAGGCUGAUGCUGCCAACUUGGGUCCUGAGAAUUCCACAGUGUUGGAUAGCACUGGUGCCGGCAUGGGAGAUGUUGCUGGUCCUCCGGCAGGUGCUGAAGUGGGUGAUGGAACCGUACCUUUGGCAGAUGGAUCUGUGCCACCAGGAGGAACAAUGCCAGAAGGAACUCCAGGAGACGUGAAUGCUCCGUUUCCACCGGUUCCUCCAGUGAUCACCCCACCUGGUGAUGUGAACGCGGCUGAAGUCUUGGCUGUGAGUACGGAAUUGGCUCGGAAGAUCUCAGAGUGUUCCAACAGGCUUGCAAAUGUAAGUGAAGAGCUUGCCAUCACCAUGGAGCAUUUCACCCAAGGAAGAGUGGAAAUGAAGAAAGGAUUUGAAGAAUUGAGUGUCCAGAUUCAGAAUCAAGCGACCUGCAUAACAACGAUGACAUCAGGAGUGUCGUUUCAGGCCGGAGAAACGACCAAGCUUCUCAAAGCUUUCGACUGGUGGGCUGCCACUGGUCGUUGGGCUCUAACUGGCAACCAGUCAGUGGAAGCCAACAUACAGGGAGUCCAAAGUGAAGUAGAGAAGCAAACAAAGAAGUUGGAGACCAACCUCAGUCGUGGCUUUGAUAGCAUUGGAAGGCAUCUUCGAGAGAUGGUGAAACUCCUAGAGGAACGAGCUCAGAAUGCUGCAGCUCCAGAUGCCGUGGGAGAUGCAGGAACUCCUCUCACACCAGGAACGGUCAGUGCCCCUGGAACUACUGGGCCUGCUGGGACUGCAAAUCCGGGAGGAUCAACAUCACCCGGACCUGCCCCUGCCCCAGCAGUUCCACCACCUCCGGCAGAGCCAGUGUCACUCUUUAUGGCGUUCUGUCCGGAACAGCCGAACGGGCCGAGACCAAAUACUCCCCUUCCGAUCACAAAACCGUGCCAGCGUGUGGGCAUCGUUACCAGAGAUGCGGGAACGGGUGUACAGAGGACAUUGUCACCGACGGCAUACCGUCCUGAACAAACCAGCGGAAUCACCAGUAUCUGGGCGCCCCAGGGAUUGGGGAUGAUUCGUGAUGGGAACUCUCAGUUCAGGAGGAUUUACUGA
Cladocopium goreaui is the source of this 1929-nucleotide messenger RNA. Lineage: Eukaryota; Dinophyceae; Suessiales; Symbiodiniaceae. The record is from the annotation of a GenBank genome assembly.